Messenger RNA from Lampris incognitus (smalleye Pacific opah), 1144 nucleotides. RefSeq names its product complement C1q tumor necrosis factor-related protein 3-like. The record is from RefSeq and is a predicted model, not a curated record. The coding region runs from base 396 to 1142 and encodes 248 amino acids. The transcript has 4 exons. Gene Ontology annotation, molecular function: protein binding. Lineage: Eukaryota; Metazoa; Chordata; Actinopteri; Lampriformes; Lampridae.
CACAAUGACAAUAACGUUCUUGAUUCUUGAAAUGAGCACGCAUAGCAGCUUGGGGCACUCUGUGAUGUGAUGCACGAGUAUACAGCAACCCCUUGUGAUACACAUAAAUGUCCCCUUGCCUUCAGAGGAAUGUUUCCUGGCAGACACACUCACACAAUCUUUCUGUCGACCUGUCUGGACACAACCCCAACAGGUGGCCCCUGGGGGCCGAAAUCCUCAAUGGUGCUUAAUCACUGGAGGCUGACAGGGCAACUGCUCCGCUGAGAACAUUGUGAAUUUAUGGACCAGAAAUCCACUGGGGUAAAAGAGUCAAAGGCAAGUGUGAAGACGGCAAGGAAAACGGACGAAGAGCGCCAAACCUUUUGUUUAAGCUGACAAAACAAACAAACCUGAAAAUGGGAUUCAGGGCUCUUCUUCUGCUCGCCAUACUGGGCUGUCAGUGGGGAGCGGGCAUCCUUCAACGGAGAGAUGAUGCAAACAUUUACGAGGAGCAAAAAGAGCUGACCGCAAAGAUCGAGCUGUUGAGUUGCUUGGAGGCGAAAUUGAAUGACACGGAGAAAUGGCGGAAUGACCUUAACGUUUUAGAAACGAGGCUCAACGCCACCAUAGAGGAGCUGGAAAGACAAAGAGCUGAAACAAACAGGCUGAAGGAAGCAAAUGAGGCCAUGCACGACAGAAUGAAUGCCACAGAGGAGGAGAUAGAGAAGCUGAAACCGAAUGGUGGGAAAGCUCAUCCCCAGGUGGCCUUCUCUGUGUCCUUAGAGGAGUCUGGGGAGAUUCUCAAAGGGCCAAGCACAGACACAACACUGGUCUUCAAAAGAGUCUUUUCAAACACUGGCAAUGGUUAUGACCAAAUCACAGGUGUCUUCACAGCGCCGGUGAAUGGGCUCUACUAUUUCACCUUCAGUACCUACGGCUACAACACUCACCUCACAGGGGCUUUCUUAAUGAAGAAUGGGGUUCGUCAGGUUUCAACUUAUGACCACCAUUCAUCUGACCACUCAGACAGCAGCAGUAACGCUGUUGUCCUUCAUCUCGUUGCCGGUGAUAAAGUGUCUGUGGAAUUGUGGGAGGACGCUAGAGUCUAUGACAACCUGAAUGGACAUACCACCUUCACUGGCUUCCUCCUUUUCCCUGAGUAGAU